AGCUGCCCUCCCCUACAAAGAGUACAUGCGAGCACAAAUUCAUCGUACUACCAGCUAGGCACCCAUCCAGCCAGAGAUCAAUGGCGAACCUAAAGAAGGUUGGACCGUAUGGAUAUGGUAGCCUUGAUGGUAAUAUUGUGGACAUCGAUUGGAACAAAUCGCCAGAGGAACUCGUGAGCAUCGAGAUUUGGGGCAACCACAAUGCCGGAGGGAUGAUCUAUGCCAUGUCCUUCACCUACCGUGAUGAGAAAGGGGAUUUAGUCCCGGUAGGUCCAUGGGGUAGCAAGAAAGGCGAAAAACGCACGAUCUCCAUUGCAAAUAAUUUGGUCGCACUCAGGGGCAGCACCAGCGGCAGCUACGUCACCUCGCUCACAUUCAAAACCAGCAUCACCCAGUACGGGGAUUCUUUCUUUUGCGGGGAUACCGUAAGCGACGAUAAUUUCUCCAUCGAUGUGCGCCCCAACUCCAUCGUUGCCUUUUUCGGCCGCUCCGACGAAGGUGGCCUCAGGGCCAUCGGAGCCUAUUCUGGUCCCCGGGCCGCCUCAGUGCCGUCGGCCAGGCUUGAUCGAUCUUUUCGUCAUGGUAGCGUCUAUGGUAAUGCUGUCGACAUCAAUCGCAACAACCCGCCGGAAAAACUCUUAAGCAUCGAGAUUUGGAGCAAGAACGGCCCCAAUGGAAUGAUGAAUGGCAUAUCCUUCAUCUACCGUGAUGAGGAUGGGGGUUUUGUCCCGACAGAUCCAGCAUGGGGCAUCAAGCAAGGUCAAAGACAACUGAUCCCCAUUGAAGAUGAAGAUGAAUAUUUGAUCACACUCACCGGCAGCACCAACAGCACGAACGUUACCUCGCUCACAUUCAAAACAAACAAAAAUAUAUAUGGGCCGUACGGGAAGAGCCAACCAGCAGAUACUCCUUUCUGCAUCGAUGUGGGCCCCAACAACUCCAUCGUUGCCUUCUACGGCCGCGCCGACGAAGGUGGCCUCAGGGCCAUCGGAGCCCAUAUAUAUUCUGGUCCCCAGGCUUGAUCCAUAUAUAUUUAUCUGUGUCAUAAAAAAGUGAUAUUUACCUAUAUACUAUUCCUCCGUCCCAUAAUAAGUGUCUCAACUUUGUAGUAACUCUAGUACAAAGUUGUACUAAGCUUGAGACAGUUAUUUUGGGACGGAGGGAGUACUAUAUGGCUCUCGUAGCCGUACGUGUGACCUACUACAUACCCUAGCUACUGCAUGUAUUGUUCUAAAAAAAGGCUAAUGCAUGUACAUGCAGUUAAAUAAAAUGGGCAUCCUGUACAGUAAGCUGGAGUACUUAGCACUGGCUACGUACUCCAUGCGAUGGAUAGAUGGAUCCCUGGCCUUUGCAUGAUCCCUGUAUUUCAUUGUACUGUAUAAUGUAUCAUAUCUGUUGUUUGUACCGUCCUCACAUCUAAUAAUACGGAAUAA
This is a messenger RNA of Triticum aestivum (bread wheat), 1433 nucleotides long. RefSeq names its product mannose/glucose-specific lectin. Lineage: Eukaryota; Viridiplantae; Streptophyta; Magnoliopsida; Poales; Poaceae. The transcript is spliced from 4 exons. The coding region runs from base 81 to 1022 and encodes 313 amino acids. The record is from RefSeq and is a predicted model, not a curated record.